GCAGACAUGAGAAAAACUGAAAUAUGAUAUAUGCAUGAUAUAGUAGCAGAUCAAUAAGAGACAUAAUUGUGAUUUUUUAUGUUUUUGAGGAAGUAUAAUUUUAAUUGUGUCUUGUAUGAAAAAUCAACUUAUUUGAGAGGAUGUUUAAACUGGAUUGUACAAAAAUUUAAUGUUUAUUGAUCCAUGAAAGGGAAAGAAAUAAAAAGUAUAUAACAAAAAGGAAAACUAAAAUCUGGAAAUUAGCAUAUGUGGAUGGAACAACAGUAUUCAAUAGAUAAAAUAUGGUGCAUUUGAGGGAGUAUUUUGUGAUAAACCUGAAUUUUCAGACUGUGCACAGUUAAAUUUUAUAGAGAAAGAGAAAAUAUUGUACUGGAAGGAUGUGUGUUUCUGUCAACGAGGAAGAAGACUGAAUAAGAGGACAGUUCCAGAAUCUUCAGUGAAUUGUUUUAUAAGCCCCAUUAUCAACAUGGAACGUGAACGAACGGAAAUGGUGGAGGUAAAUGAAGAAGAGAAUACAGAUGGUGUGCAUGUUACGAAGACGUACCAGACGACAGAGGUGGUAUAUCAGGAGUACGAGCCCUCGUGUCUUCAACGAUGCAGCAACAGAAUUAUACGAGUUCUGGAGACUAUGUUUUACAUGGUAGGCCUGUACGUUGCGCGGCAUCCAUUUCUCACAAUUCUGUUAAGCCUUUCCCUCUGCGGCCUUUGCGGAAUCGGUCUGAUGCGGUUUGAACAGACGACUGAUGAUGCGAAGCUCUGGGUCCCAAAGCAGUCACGCGUUCUUCCAGAAAAGGCCUGGGUCGAUGAAAACUUUCCCCAGCAAUAUCGAUUCACCUCCGUUAUUGUCACGGCUUAUAAUAUCUUCUCGCCUACAACAAUUAAUUCUAUGUAUGAUAUGUAUCUGCAGUCUCGGAUGACCUUUACUGUAGAUAAUAAAAACCUGGACUACAUGUGUGUCAAGAUUGGUCACAUGUGCCAUGUCAAAAGCCUCCUAGAAUUGUGGCAGUAUAACGGCACAAUCAUUCGAAGUCUAACCCUCGAUGAUAUUCUCCAAACGGUGAAUCAGAAGAUAGCAUACAGCCCAACAUACGGUACAGAAUUCAGCCUGGAAUACAUGCUAGGAGGUAUACGUCGAGAUAACCGCGGAAAGAUUUUAGGGGCAGAAUCAGCAACCAUGCUCUGGGUUCUACAUAAAAAUCCUGAGUUUGAAACAGCUGCCCUUGACUGGGAAAAACAGAUGAUAGACAUGGUGAAUGCUGGCCGACCAUAUUUUGCCCAGUCAUAUAUCUAUGCAACAAGGACGUUUGAUGAUGAGGGUUACGGAGCAGUGAAGGCAGACACAUCUCUGUUGACCGCUGGGUUCAUGAUCGUCUAUGUGUUUAUUAUUUUAGUCCUUGGAAGAUUCAAUAUGGUGGAAAACAAGUUGUAUGUGUCCUUGACUGGUAUAUUCACCAUUGGGCUCUCCAUCCUGUUCAGCUACGGGCUCGCCAUGGGCUUUGGGUUCCUUUAUGGGCCCAUACACAAUAUGAUGCCUUUCCUGCUUUUGGGUAUUGGUGUGGAUGACAUGUUUGUGAUCGUUGGAGCAUGGCAGAAUCUCAGUCCUCAAGAACAGAAGCUGCCAAUUGACAAAAAGAUGGCCUUGACCUUGAAACACGCGGGUGUGUCGAUAACGGUGACAUCAGUCACGGAUAUUGUUGCGUUUGCGAUUGGGAGUUCCACGGUCAUCCCAGCUUUAAGCGCUUUCUGUGCGUACGCAGCCUUCGGAAUUCUGGGAUUAUAUUUCCUCGUCUCGACAUUCUUCGUUGCCAUAUUGACUCUGGACGAGCGAAGGAUUAGUGAUAAUCGAAACUCUGUGAUAUUUUGUUAUAAGCAUAAAAACUAUGUGCCAAACUCUUGUAGCAAGCGCGAUAUUAUAGGAUCUUUUAUAAAGAAGAUCUAUGGACCGACUUUAAUGAAAUUACCAUGUAAAGUAUGUGUAGUUAUAGUGACAGCCGUGCUAGUGUGUGUAAAUAUAUGGAGCUUUACUAUGUUGCGACAGGAUUUUAACAUCUACGACUACCUUCCACAAGAUUCAUACGCCACCGAGUAUGUACAAGCCCAGCUGAAAUACUACCCAGACAGGGGAUUUGAUGCUUCCAUAUACUGCGAUGGCAUGGACUACUUUGUAAACAGAAGGAAAUUAGAAGCUAUGUACAGUGACGUAACCAGUGACCCAUAUAUUCAGAAUGGUUCUGUUGUAUUUUGGUACCCAGCAUUCACCAACUACCUCAAAACUACACAAGAUUCCAUGGUUACCUCACAAGUAAAAGAUGGUUUUCCUCAGUCCAGUGAAGCAUUUAACUCCUUGUUGCUGUAUUUCCUACAACAGCGGGAAGGGAGAUCAUUCGGACAGUUCAUCAAGUUUGAUAACUCUUCCACACCAACAAUUCAAGCCACAUAUAUCCCGUUCUUCCACACGCACCAGGCAAGCUCGGCGGGUGAUAUCGAUGCCAUGGAUAGUCUGAUGGCCAUUUUGGACAAGGCCAACUUCGUCAAUGGAUCUUGCUUUUCCUAUGGGUUCAAAUAUCUCAACAAUGAAACAAAUAGGGUGUUAAAGGGUGAGCUGUAUCGGAACCUGGCAUUGGCGGGGUUGUGUGUAUUUAUAGUCACCCUGCUGCUGAUUUCCAAUCUCUGGACCAGCAUCCUUGUCUUCUCAUGUGUUGCUUUCACUGUGAUUGAUGUGACUGGUACCCUGCAGUUUUGGGAUGUGACCAUUGAUACAGCUACUAGCAUUCUGAUCACCCUGUCAGUUGGGUUGGCAGUGGACUAUUCUGCCCAUGUGGGUCACAUGUUCAUGACUUUACUCGGGGAUAGGGAAGAUCGAGCGAAAGCGACACUUUGCAGUAUAGGUCCAGCAGUAUUGAACGGAGGGCUCAGUACCUUCCUUGCCUUUGUACUUCUUGCAAACAGCACGAGUUACGGAUUUAUGCUGUUUUUCCGGGUAUUUAUGACCGUGGUUAUUUUCGGGCUCUACCAUGGGCUUGUAUACCUGCCCGUAAUACUCAGCUGGGUGGGCCCCUCGCCCUACCCCUCAGAAGCAAAAAUGGCGCCCAAGCAUAACGGCAUGGCUGAUCCUAAACACUUGCAUGACGGGGCCAAGAUACAGGGCAACGGUCAUGUUAAGGGAUGUUUCUGUACAGGCUGACAGUGUUUGCCAUCAGUGCAGAUGCACCCUACAUUCAGAACUUCUUAAUCGACCUUCACAUGAAGGUCAAGGUCAUAUAGAUUCACAGCAAUAUUCCAGUACUAUGCAAACCAUUUCAAGCAUGUCUGAAAGAAAUGAUACCAGAGCAACUGCUUAUGUUAGAAAUAAUGGGGAUGAGACACAAAAACCUCUUAUGAGUGACCUUGAAAUUGGAAAUUUAUUUGACCUUGAGAAAAUAGAUGUCCUUGAUGGUUCAGAGGACAAGAUCAGAGAAGAAAAUACUCAGAGUUGCCAGGGGUUUGACAAAAAGUGUGUAAUGUGCACCCUACAGCAAGCCCAAAGAGAUAUUCAACUUGCCCUUGAACAAAUGUCAAGGACAGACUUAACUGAUAUUCAGUCGAGUAGCUGUAAAGUUCACAAUAACGUGACAAAAACUUGUGGUGCUAGCAAUGUUUAAGUUAUUUAUUUGUGUAUUCUGAAGGAAAUUUAUAUAUUAUUUACUGUCAGUAUUUGUAUCACUGUAUUUUAAUUAUGAAAAAGAUUAUUAUUAUUAUUAUUAUUAUUAUUAUUAUUAAGGUAUACCUUUUUAUCAGGUGUUGGUCAAGUACAAAAUUGAGAUUUUUUAUUAAUUUUAUUUAGUUUAUAACUCUACAAUUGCUCUUAUGAAAAUAUUAUUGAAAUAUUUGUAAGCUAUUUACCAAAGAAAAUGCAUAGAUUAUAACUUAUUUCAUAAUACCAUGUAAAUCGAUAUGCUCAUAGAUUAAGAUACUGUUUUGUUAUAACAUUUAAUUAAAUAUUGCCUAAGA
This is a messenger RNA of Mya arenaria, 3990 nucleotides long. RefSeq names its product protein patched homolog 3-like. Gene Ontology annotation, cellular component: membrane. The record is from RefSeq and is a predicted model, not a curated record. NCBI's taxonomy places the organism in Eukaryota, Metazoa, Mollusca, Bivalvia, Myida, Myidae. The coding region runs from base 467 to 3184 and encodes 905 amino acids. The transcript has 21 exons.